AUGUCUGCCCUUUCCCCAGCCAAAGUGUUUCUAGGAAUGUCUGCCGUGGUCAUUCCAAUUACCGUUUCUGCAAUUUAUAACAGGCCUAGCUUCUCCAAGCUGGUCAAGGACAAGUUUGAGCAGGAACAGGAACAGGCAAGACAGCAACAUGAAUUCACCUAUGAUGUCUACACUCCAAACAACGCUCAAGACGGACUUCUAGCCAGAUACAAUUAUGUGCCUAAACCAAGCAAUUGA
Molecule: messenger RNA, 237 nt
Organism: Kuraishia capsulata CBS 1993
Lineage: Eukaryota; Fungi; Ascomycota; Pichiomycetes; Pichiales; Pichiaceae
Exons: 1
Coding region: 1-237 (78 amino acids)
Source: RefSeq, a predicted model, not a curated record